AUGGCUAACAACGUGACCGCUACCAAAGAGGCUACUAAGCGUACAUUCACUUGCAGUUUCUUCCGUGAGGAUAUGACACAUCUGAUUCAGUUGAGCACUUUAGUUACUGGGCAUAACUUGGAUGAGUUUAGGAAGACGUAUGGCCAUAUCUUGUACAUGUUGACUUCUCACGUUGAUGAAUGGGCUCUAUACACGCUUCUUCAGUUCUAUGAUUUUGAGCUACGCUGUUUCACCUUUCGUGACUAUCAACUGCCUCCUACCCUUGAAGAGUAUGCUGGCAUUCUCAAGAUUAAGGUUCAACGUAAAAUCCCUUUUGUAUGUGUACCUGAGAAGCCAAAAAUGGACCGAAUUGCUGGUGCUCUUUAUUUGAGCAUGAAGGACGUUACAGGUAAUUGGAAGCCUAAUGGUGGAACCCACGGAUUCCAUGUGAAAUUUCUGAUAAAGAAGGCCGACGCCCUUGCUGUUGAGAAGAAAUGGAAAGAAUUCAACGCUCUCCUAGCCGUUAUGAUCUAUGGUUUGGUGUUGUUCCCGAAUAUCCCUAAUUUUGUCGAUCUAACUAUUGUUUGUCUCUUCAUGGAUCAAAAUCCUGUGCCCACUCUUUUAGGAGAUACUUAUUAUACCAUUCAUUCCAGGUAUGGGAAGAAAGGAUCAGUUGGGGGUUGUUUACCGUUGCUAUAUGAGUGGUUCACUUCACACUUGCCUAAAAUUGGGCCGUUUGUUACGAUGAAAGACUCACAGAAAUGGCCUCAAAGGAUCAUGGGGCUUACUGCAAAUGACAUUGUCUGGUGUCCUAUCGGAAUGGGCAUAGAGGAAGUUAUAACUAGUUGUGACAAGCCUUUGGACAAAGAGAUAUUCGAAUCUGUUUGCUUUGAGAAGGGGACUGAUCCAAAGGGUCUAGAAAAAGUGAGGAGCGCCUGGGACAACAUCCAUACAGAUGAUCAGACUUCCCUAGGUGAGAAAAAUGCCGUUGCCAAACAAGCCUAUACAGAUUGGGUCAAAGAUAGAGUUAAAGAUCGCCUGUUCCCUUUCCCGAAGGUUAACCCAUUGUACGAACAACCACCUGAGGUUCUAACUACCGCUAUGCCUACUGAGAAUUGUAUCCAAGUAGAUAUGGAAAGCACCCAAUUGCACGAAAAGAGGUCAGAUACGCAACUAAAACAUUAUCUUGUAGACCAGGAAAAGACUGAGUUGACACACGAAGCCAAAAUGCUGAAGGGAGGAUCUUCCAGAGUUCAAAAGAAGGCUAGAACGGAAAAAGGUGAAAGAGAUACUACUGUUGUUGUUGAGGAUCACCAGAAGAUCAUAAAAGGGGCCAUAAAAGAGGCAGAAGAGAAACUCAAGCGAGAGUAUAGAGAAUACUUGAAGGCUUAUAAACUCAAGAUAGAAAGGGAGGCUAGAGCUGAAGUGAAGAGUCAGAAAAAGAAACUGGAAGAAGAGACCACCCAAAGAAUAGCAGUUGAGACUCAGUUGAAAGGAAGUCACCUCCGUACCACCCGACUAACAGAAGAGAAUGCCAAGCUCAAAGAUCAAAUGAUGGGUGUGGAGAAUGCACCUGAGAAGGCUUAUCUCCUAGAAUGUAAAGGAUGUGACGAACUUAGGGAGUGCUGCAAGAAUCUAGAUGGGCAGUUAUUCCGAAAGGACGUGGUAAUCCAAAGCUUCGUCAAAGGAAGAGAUAGGUAG
This is a messenger RNA of Vicia villosa (hairy vetch), 1680 nucleotides long. RefSeq lists its product as uncharacterized. The record is from RefSeq and is a predicted model, not a curated record. The transcript has 2 exons. The coding region runs from base 1 to 1680 and encodes 559 amino acids. NCBI's taxonomy places the organism in Eukaryota, Viridiplantae, Streptophyta, Magnoliopsida, Fabales, Fabaceae.